AUCGCUCUAACCUCUAUCGAUCAACCCGAAAUCCGUGGAAGCUUGCACGGGCUGAAAAUGACACAACACCAAUUCACAAGUCGUUCGAAUAAUCCAUUAUCAAUAUUACUGUAAUGAGCUCGGAUUUUGAUAAGGAGGUGUCGUCGGAUGACCUCCGGCACGAAAGUGAGCUUGCAUUAUUUGAUCGCGCUAUCCGAAAACUUAUCAAUUCUUCGCUGAAGGCAGCUUCUACGCGUACGUCGAUGCGCUUUGCACCGAGGAUGGAGAGCACGAAGGGGAGGUCGAGGCUGAAUUUGUCGAUCGCACGGCCGAAGACGGCGAAGUGCAGGCACCGGAUUUACAUAGCUACUCGAAGAGUUAUCUGUUUGACCUUGUUUACGUGGAAAAGCAGCAGGAAGAGGAUGAGGAGGAGGGAGAAGAGGAGACAACUCGAGCUUACGAGGACCAUGGUUUCUCGCCUGUCGGACACGUGACUUUGAGCGAGCAACAACGCCGGGAAAUCGUGCAGAAAAUCAAAGAUUUGUUUAGCGAGACUAAGGUGCUGAUGGUCGUCAACAAGUUUCUUCAGAAAAGCUACAUCGACGCGAAUCGCAAGUCGCCUUCGAUGGCCAACGCGCUCGACAAGUUCGACGAAAGUUUGAUCUUCGAGGACAGCCGGUAAUGCAGCUUUUCGGGACAGCUCGAUCCGAUAUCGACGAGUCGUAAAGGUCGGCACUCGCGAACGUAGGUACCAAGCGGCAUUGGAAAAGUUUGCGCAAACGCGUCUCUACGUCGACGGAAGAACGGCAUCCCUCACGGUGGACUUGGGUGAUCUGGAAAACUGGCGCGCUGGCGCAGAGUCCGAGUACGCGCGGACUUUCGAAGAUCUGCUAUCGCAGCAACUGGCGCUCGCCAAAAAAACAAAGCCGCCAAAGUACACCAAAGAGCUGUGGCUGGCGCGGGUCGAGCAGCUGCUCAAUAAUCAGCGGCAAAGAGCCGCGGAAGUGACCAAGAUCCGAUUGGCUCAGGUGCACCUGCAAGGUAAACUGGCCAAAGUAACGGCCAGACUGAAGGGAUUUGAUUCGUUGGGUCCAGGAUUCUCCAUCAUGGACUACGAGUAUCUGCUCAAGCGAAACAGUGUCUACAGCGAGAGGCGCGACGAGCAACGCGAGCACAUCGUCAAGCUCAACGAGAGAAACUUGAUUUCAGCCGCGAUAAUCCGACACGUCGACGAGGAGGCCGACAUGUACAACGAGAAAGUCGUCGAGAAUUCGGAUCGCUUGGACGCACUCGUCGACGGAAACAAACGCGAACGGUCUAAGGCCGUCGACUUGGCCAAGACUAAGGUGUCGCUGAGCAAGGCCAUGGGCAAGCUGAGGGAACAGAUUGGUCUGCUCAACUAUCCGUUUUCGUUUCGGAAAAUGGAGCGCGACCUACGAGAAAUAGCCGAGCUGAGAAAGCGCGGCGACAGCCUGCACGCGAGAAUGAUCGCGGACGCGGAGAAAAUAGCCAAAUGCCGCCUGUAG
Molecule: messenger RNA, 1505 nt
Organism: Phymastichus coffea
Lineage: Eukaryota; Metazoa; Arthropoda; Insecta; Hymenoptera; Eulophidae
Exons: 2
Coding region: 1086-1505 (139 amino acids)
Source: RefSeq, a predicted model, not a curated record